AUGCGUUUCGCUUCCACCGUUAAUCUUGCAACUGCCGUUGCCGCUACUGCAGCCCAUUCCUUCGACUCAGCCCAGUCUGAUCUCGACGGCUCGGUCUGGCAGUCCCUCUCGCCGCUCAAUGCUCGGUCUUGGACCAGUGUUCCCCGUAACCGUCCCACAAAGCGACAAUCAGGAUGGAACCCUCCUUCGAACCUCGCCGGUGCUCUCAAAGAAGUUUGGGACCACGAAGUCGAAACCUACACUGACGUUCUGGGCUUCAAGAACUACGGCUGGGACCAGGUCAUUGCUGGAAAUGGCCAGCUUAAUAUCUGUGUCCGAUGGGAGUCCAGUGCUUCUGUCACGGCUGAGCAGCGUACCAAGGUUGCUGCUGCUCUGCAGGACUCUUACACCAGUUGGAUGAAGUGGGUUUCUGGCUGGGACAACUUCCCUUACGAGGACGUCAAGAUCAAUGUCGUCGGUUGGGCUGUCAAGGAUAAGAGCCUCCUCCAAGGCUCUACCGACGGCAUCGAUAUCUACACCGAUACCGACGCUGAAGGCAUUCCCCAAUGCUCUGAGAAGUGUGGUCGCUUCUUUCACCAGGACGGCGACUAUAGUCAGUGCCCCGGCGGUGCUGAGCGACACUACGAUAACUCUCUCUGGCUCACCGACGGUAUGCAGGGUGGUGCUGGUGGUGAUUGGGGCCAGCGCAUCGGUCGUGAAUACUUCAUGGAACUCCUUGGCUCCAAGAACAUCCACAUUUUGCAGCAUGAGAUCGGUCAUACCUUUGCACUUGAUGACUUCUAUGACUGGACUCCCACUGGUCAGGACAAGUUCAUCAUGCUUGCUGGUUCUGCUGCUGAGGUCACCGACUUUGAUGGUUGGAUGCUUCGCAACUGGUGGUACGAGCUCUCCCGGGAGCGUGGCUGGCAAUCCGGUGCGGAUACUAAGGCUGUCACUGCUAAGCCCACCACUUCUGCUACUAAGCCCGCCGUCUCUGAGGCUGCUGCCGCCAAGCCUACUACCACUGUCAAGAAACCCGCUAUUCAGACUAGCACCGCCGAGGCUAACCCAAAGGCUGAGUCUGGCGUCACUGCCGCUGCUUAUGCUCAGUGUGGGGGCGGAGCUAGCUACACUGGCCCUACUAAGUGCGCUUCUGGCUUCAAGUGCACCAAGCACAACGACUGGUACUCGCAGUGCAUCUAA
Molecule: messenger RNA, 1182 nt
Organism: Fusarium coffeatum
Lineage: Eukaryota; Fungi; Ascomycota; Sordariomycetes; Hypocreales; Nectriaceae
Exons: 1
Coding region: 1-1182 (393 amino acids)
Biological process (GO): carbohydrate metabolic process
Cellular component (GO): extracellular region
Molecular function (GO): cellulose binding
Source: RefSeq, a predicted model, not a curated record